GUAACAUGUCAAGUUAAGGCAGUUCACCGUGCGCUUAUGCAGAGCAGACAUGGCCGGCCAGCCUGCGAGGCACAUUCCCUGAGCUGGGAAUUUGUUUGUUGCUGUUGUUGUUCGUUGAAUGAACCGGCAGUCUGUGUUGCAACGAGGCUUAUUAGUCACUUUCAGUGGAAGGAGAGCUACAUUUAGGGGAAGGCAUCCGGAUUGUGGGUGGAUGAGAGGGGGUAGUUAUAAAAACCAGAAAGCCAAGAGGCUAGCUAGACGGGAGUCGGAAAAUGGGGAACUGCCUGAAAUCCCCAACUUCGGAUGAUAUCACCCUGCUGGCCGAAUCCCAGGCGGACAGAGACGGACAUGCAGGUGACACGGAGCAGGACCGGGAGCCACUUCCGCCAUACCAGGUGCCUGUGUUCUACCCCAUGACUGGCCAGACGCUGCUGGCCAGCCAGCUGACGGAGGACGAGCAGGUGCGGAUCGCCAAGUGGAUCGGCCUCCUCCAGCACCUGCCCCGGGGGGUGUACAACGUCUCCGGGGACAGCUCCCAGAGGAUCAGAGAGUGUGUGAUCUGCAUGAUAGACUUUACUUAUGGAGACCCGAUCCGCUUGCUGCCCUGCAUGCACAUCUACCACGUGGACUGCAUCGACGACUGGCUGACACGCUCCUUCACCUGUCCGUCCUGCAUGGAGCCUGUGGACGUGGCGCUGCUCACCUCCUAUGAGAACAGCUGACACCCUCCCUCGCUCUUGUGUAACCAUGCCCCCCCCGAGGAAUACCCAAUCCCCCAUGUCCUAAGGAGGCGGUUUCAAAUGUAGCUUUCGGAAUCCUCCAAGACCCCGCCUUCCUGGAGAGAAGCGGGGCUUUGUGAUGUCACUCUCCCACAGACCUGCUGCUCAGGAUGUCCUGCUAGGAAGGGGAGGAGCCAGUGUCCAUGACUGACAGAUGCAGCCACAAUUAGUAGCACUACUGAUGAUCUCUGAAUAAGGGGGAGUGUCGGCGCUUCUUAGCUUCUCGCUUGGUCUGGCUGUGUCCAGUGUUGGGGGGGAUGUUCGAUUAGCUUCCCAGCACAGCUGACUUCUCCAGAGGGUCUGUUGUGAAAAAGGGCUCGAAUUGUUUACAAACUAAAUAUGCAUCUGUGUCUCAGACGAUGAGUAUUAGCACAUUCAUUUGUAUUAUAUAGAGAAACAUGCACUUUUGUCUGGACACUAAAGCCACAUUUGUAUUAAGAAGAUUUGUUUGUAAAACGAAUACUUGUCACAUUGUGGUAUGAGGGUUUUAAUGGUGCUUAUCACUGUGUUACCUAAAAUUGUUGUUGGA
Brienomyrus brachyistius is the source of this 1308-nucleotide messenger RNA. Its product is annotated as RING finger protein 11-like. The transcript is spliced from 3 exons. Lineage: Eukaryota; Metazoa; Chordata; Actinopteri; Osteoglossiformes; Mormyridae. The coding region runs from base 273 to 722 and encodes 149 amino acids. The record is from RefSeq and is a predicted model, not a curated record.